Messenger RNA from Hordeum vulgare subsp. vulgare (domesticated barley), 716 nucleotides. RefSeq names its product chaperone protein DnaJ. The transcript has 6 exons. NCBI's taxonomy places the organism in Eukaryota, Viridiplantae, Streptophyta, Magnoliopsida, Poales, Poaceae. Gene Ontology annotation, molecular function: protein-folding chaperone binding; protein folding chaperone. Bases 112 to 576 code for a protein of 154 amino acids. Gene Ontology annotation, cellular component: nucleus; cytoplasm. The record is from RefSeq and is a predicted model, not a curated record.
UGCGCUUACCCCCUACCGCCACCAACCUGACCGGCCAGCCGCCCCGCCGUCGCCGCCGUCCACCGCCGCGAUUUGUACGGCGCGAUCACACGAGGAAGCAAGGGAGGGAAGAUGAGGAGCAGCGAGGCCAUGGAGCUCCUGGGGUUCGCUCCCUACUCCCGCCCGUCCCCUUCCGAGGUGAAGGCUGCGUAUAGAAGAAUGGUCAUGGAGUCCCAUCCCGAUCGUGUACCUACGCAUCAGAAGACUCAAGCGGAGUCGAAAUUCAAGCAGAUAGUAGAAGCAUAUUCUUGUUUGAAGGAUGGUAGAAGAUUUGGGAACAGAUUGGAAGUACAUGUAAUGAGGUCUGGUGUUCCAGCGGGAUACGGAAGAUCAAACAAGAUAUUGGUUAAAGCGCCAUUUCUGCUCAUAAUUUGUGCUGCGGUUUCCUUUGGUUCCUACAGCGCUUCGAGGAACAUAUGCUUCUGGGAGCCGGCACCGCUCCCGUUUGUUUGCGGGUAUAUUCUAGGAGCAAGUGUUCGUUAUUCAAAGAUCCAUUCAGACCAUGCGGAAGAUUGGAGAUCGUACAAAUCGGUUUAGUAGAGUAGAGGGCAUAACAAUCUUGGCAAAAACAUACAAAUUGUCCAAAUUUUUCUCAUGUUGAAGCCAUUUGGGUAUCUUUUUCUAUGCAUGAUGAACAGCUACCGACAGCUCGCUAUUGAACAAGAUGCCAAUCAUCA